This is a messenger RNA of Ruditapes philippinarum (Manila clam), 3453 nucleotides long. RefSeq lists its product as uncharacterized. The record is from RefSeq and is a predicted model, not a curated record. The coding region runs from base 111 to 2072 and encodes 653 amino acids. NCBI's taxonomy places the organism in Eukaryota, Metazoa, Mollusca, Bivalvia, Venerida, Veneridae. The transcript is spliced from 2 exons.
UUAAUCGUCGAGGUGUUCUGUUUGCUAGAUACGUAGUUUUAUCAACAGUUGGAACUCCCAAGUUUCUAUUUCAAUUUAUGUUCAAGUUUUCAAGUUGACUAAGUAACAGAAUGUCGGAAAUUCCUGAUUAUACUCGCAAUGUGUCACUUAGUCUGUCUAAAGUACUUGAUGAGAUAGGAGUGAACGAAAGAAUGGUGAUAAAAACAAGGCGACUACAACUAAUGAAUGAAUCGUUAUGUACGUUAGCUCACAAGUUAAAAGAUGAAGAUGAAGACGGGAAUAUGUAUACCUUAGGUAGUAGAGUAGAGGGUACUACAACACUUGGACUUAAUUCUGACACAGAUUUACUUUUCACACUUGCCGCGUACACAGUGAUACAAGACUUGAGUGAAUGGGAACCUGGUAAAAUAAACCUGUUAAUGAUACAGGACGAUACUGUAUCACCAGGAUAUUGCUUAUUACAGAUACUGAGACAGGAUGCUCCACUUCCAGAAGAUAAUGUGUAUGAUCAGUACUGGUAUAGAGAUAGAAUAGGAAGAGUACUAUUAAAGAAUGCAAUAGUCAAUAGCAGGGCUGGUGCUGAAUUUGUUAGACAUGGUCCAGCACAAUCAAUGGAUGAAAUGCCUGGUUUCUAUGGUAAUGACCUUGUCCUUGCAAUACUUUGUCAACAGUGGCCAUUGCAAGCUAGACAAUGGAUUGCUCAGCAAGGUGAAGGUCAGUGGCCUACAUAUGAUAUGAAACAAUAUUGUAAAGAUAUGGGGUGUUUCGUUGUAGGAGUUGGAGGCAAAGACAGUGAAAAUGAAGAACUUGAAUGGAGAAUAUCCACUUCCCUUGCCGAGCGAUAUUUAAUGUUUAAUCUGAAUAUAACACAAAUCAGAUGCUAUGUCCUAAUGAAAAUGAUUUUAAAAUCAUUUAUAAAUACACAAUGCCCUGAUAGCAUUUCAAGUUACAUGUGUAAAACGGUCAUGCUUCACUGUAUUUCAAGUACAGAAAACCAUGCUUGGAACGAAAACACUUUGCUAAUCUGUUUGAAUUAUUGUCUGACAAUUCUUUACAAUUGUGUUUUAAAUGAAAACUGUCCACAUUUUAUCAUCCCGGAGAACAAUUUAAUGGCGAGACGUUUUACUCCAGUGACAAAACAAGUCAUACUAGGUACUAUUUCUUACAUUUUAAGCAGUAAAGGAAGUGCAUUACUUGAAAUAGAAUGUGAUCAACUUGGUUUCAGAAUUCAAAAUACUUUUUUGAGGUUAGUAGAGAUUGUUCCUGAAGAUAUGUCUUGUGAGAUUUCAGGCAACCUCGUGGGAGAUAUUGGUCUGUUUGUCAAUGAAUUGCACUUGGAUUUCCUCAAACAUACGAAUAACAUCAGUCACAUAAGAGUUCUAUUGCAGACAUUAUAUAAAUACCUUAUGAAAUUAACUCAUUACAUGAAUCAAGGGCAAAAUAAAUUAGCAUGUAGUGCAUUGGCUAAAUUUCUAAGCAUGCAUUUAGGUUCCGCUCUAGCUUCAAUGAACAUACAUAGUCAAGUUGGUUUAUGCCGAGAAUCUACCGUUUUGAUGUCGUUAUGUCUAAACGUUGACCUAAUAUCGAGUAAAGUGAAACUAGCAUCAAUUUUCUAUUGUACAGGAGAAAUUGAGAGGGCUGAACUUAUUUUGAAAAAUAUUGAAGAAAGUUAUGACCACAAUGUAGUUGAACCAAUAUGCCAAUGCUACGAUUUUAAACAUAAAAAAAGUAAAAGGGCAUUUGAUAAAUUAUGUUAUGAAGCAGAUGAUGAAUAUACAUUGCUACAGAGUAUAACUGCAUCUUGUGUCAAGUUUCUACGAUAUGAAAUAAACUGUUGUCCCCAUGAACUCCAACAUGAAAUGUUCAGAUCACCGCAACAAGACCUCCCCUAUAGAGGUAAAAAUGAUGAAUGGAUGGAUAUGGCUGUGGUAGAUUCUCUGCCAUAUUUAUACUUUCUACAGUAUAAGACAUAUUCUCAUCUCAGAAGGCAUCGGGAUAAACAGGCGGCACUUUCCAACCUUGCUAAAUGUAUUAUAGAGGAACCAUUUUCGGACACAAAGAUACAGCACUAAACAUUCUAGGUCAGUGUAUGGAGCAAGAAAACAGAAUGGAUGCUGCUCUAAAGUGCUAUCUGUCCUCUCUGAAAAUACGAGGCAGACAUAACUCUGCAAAGUUUCAUAUCUGUAGACUUGUAAACUCACUGUUGGGUUCAGGCUUCCAUUAAAAUAAAUGUGAAAAUAUUUCCUUUUCGUGACUUCGAACUGAAAAUAUGAAUACAUGUGAUCCCUUUAUAGAAAGGCUAAGCUUGUCAUACAAUUUGAAAAUGGAACAGCAAGAUAAUAUUACAGUUUUUUUUCAUCUAUGAUAAAAUAUGUGACUUCUUGGCGGUGUGUAUGGUUAUUUGGAUGCAUUCAACCAGGAGUUAGAUUGUUAUGUAAUGCAUUUGUCAGACUUGUAAGGAGACUUAGAAUAUUGAAAGCAUGAUGUAAAAUUUUCUUUAACGUAAAUUUUAACAAAAUAGAAAUUACUAUCUAAUUAUAAUACGUGAAUGUAAAGUCAUUUCUUAUAGUUGUAUGAAAAGGAUUAUGUAUCAAAUAUUUUCAAUGACCAAUCUUAAAAUAUUAAGCAAACAUGCAACUGUUUGAUUGUCUAAGUUUUAUCGAACGUGUCAACGUGCCAAGCAAAAUUGUAUGUUUAAAUAAAUUAGUUUGAGGUUAUAGGUUUUCAAUAAGAUCUUCUAGCUUGGGAACAGAUGUGUAUGAUCAAUGAAAGAUUUCGUCAUUUAAUUGUUCAAAAAUGUUUUUAUUCUUGUAAAGAUUCUAUGUUCCGUUCAAAUUUUCCAUUUAUUUAGGAGUUAGCCAUUUAUGGAAAAUAUUUCCCAAUUGUACGAUGAUAUAAAUGGGAAGUCAAAUAUUUCUGAAUGUAUAAAAAUAACAUUGAUCCAAUUCUUUUGUCGCAAUUUGUAAUAAAUAAACAUUGUAUAUUUGUGCAAAGAUAUUGUGAAAAGAAAGAAGAAAUGAAAUAUGAAAUUCAUAUCUUAUUUUAUAUUUUAGUACAAAAGUCAUGUAAAUGUUUGUAAUUUAUAAAUCAUAUGUUAUAAGGACAGUCUUAAGUAAACUGAAAAAAGUUAUUCGUGUCUGAAUUCCAUAGUCUUAUGUUUUAAUUCUUCAUAGGGACUUACCGAGUUACAUAGUGAAAAAUAAGCACAAGAAUUAUCUAUACGUAUUUUCAAGCAAAAUACGACUUAUUUUCAUUCUCUGUUAUCUAUAUCUCUGGUACAAUAUUAGUCUUGCUAUAUUUAUACCUAGAAUUAAAAAAUGUCCUUGUAUGAUGCCUUCUUAUAAUACAGAAUUAAAACAAGGUUCGCUUAUAUAUGGAAUUUCUUUAAUUAUUAGUUGACAUGUUUUUAUUUGAAAUCUUUUCGUGUUUCAACUGAAUAAAUUAUAAAUAUUA